AUGACCAUUCACCGUGUCACGUUUUUCAAUAUCCCCAGACCGGAGGACAUCGAUGUCCUCUUGGCUGAAUAUCGCCGCCUAGCCGAGGAGGCAAAGAGGAAUUCAGAACCCUAUAUCCUUUCGGUCCAAGCCGGUCGCACACUCCCGGAUGCGCGAACAAAAGGCUACACGUUGGCUGUCAAGACGACUUUUCGUAACCUCGAUGAUAUGAACUUUUACGAUCAUGAGUGCGAAGCACAUAAGCGUCUGAAGUCCGUUGCUGCACCGAGAAGGGAGGGUGAUGUGUUUACUGCUUAUUUUGAGGACGAGCUUGGAAAUGCCGCCUAG
This is a messenger RNA of Aspergillus pseudoviridinutans, 327 nucleotides long. Its product is annotated as Dabb family protein. Bases 1 to 327 code for a protein of 108 amino acids. The record is from RefSeq and is a predicted model, not a curated record. Lineage: Eukaryota; Fungi; Ascomycota; Eurotiomycetes; Eurotiales; Aspergillaceae. The transcript has 2 exons.